Molecule: messenger RNA, 1224 nt
Organism: Anopheles coustani
Lineage: Eukaryota; Metazoa; Arthropoda; Insecta; Diptera; Culicidae
Exons: 2
Coding region: 1-1224 (407 amino acids)
Source: RefSeq, a predicted model, not a curated record
AUGGCGGCGUACACGGUGUGCGUUGGGCGGCCAGCGUUGGCGUGGGCGGUGCUGUUGGUUCUGUGGUGUCCGGCCGGUCGGACGGACUGGGUCGAAAUUCCGCACCUGAAGCCGUCGGGUAGUGGUAGCACGCAUGACACAGGGUACAGUACACCGCCGCACCUGCUGUCGCAUCUGUCCGUCGCGCACGAACCGAGCACCUCCGUCCGGAGACGGUGGCGACCGGGGGGCCCGGAUCGGCCGCCUAUCAGCGAUCUGCUGGACUACGAGCCCGGCCCGGCAGUGCACACACACAACAACCCACAGUGGGAGCGUGGACCGACCAGUGUGGACCUCCACCUCGGCGACGACUACCGACGCGUGGCGAUGGUCAACGUGUCGAGUAAGGUGGAUUCGUGGGAACCGGACGACGACGUCGACGACGAGCAGGAGCCGGAAGAGAUCGAGGAUGAGGAGCAACAGGAAACGCAACUGCUACCCUUCGGCAAUCGCUACGAGGAGGAAUCGAUCGAAGCGUCUGCACCAUCCGAACCUGGUGUGUACACAGUCCAACGUCCCGAGGCCGGCACCGUCGAGCACUUUGACGACUUUGACGAUUACGACGAGCGAAAGCACGUACCGCCGGGUACGAUCAACGCAGCGGAGAGUGACGACUCCGACCAGGAAGAGCACGAGACGGGAACAGCGUCGCCGGUGGUACACCGGAAGCGCAAGCCGCUCGUCCCAGUGGCCGGGUUUGGUGGGUUCGUCGAAAUGCUUCGCCGCAUGCAGGCCAACUUUGUGCUUCGAACGGCGCACACCAUCGGCGACAAGAUCCGGACGCUGGCCGGCCUCCGGGAUCAGCUGCUCAGCAGCAUCGAGAAACGUAUAGCCGCUCUCUGGGCAGCUCCGGCGGGCCACGGACGGCGGCGGGUGAAGCGCGGCUGGAUGGACCCGCACGGAGGGGACCCGCACGCGAUGGACUUCCCCUCGGCCGAGGGCGCCCUGUUGACCAUCUCCUUCCUCACCUUCGCCGUGUUUCUCAUCAAGCUCGUGUUGCAGGUCAUCAACACGAUCAAGGCGAAGCACUACACGUACAGCACGUUCACGGCGGCAACGCCCGUCUCCGGGGGGGUGCUGGUGAAGCGGACGCGUCGCCAAACACCACCAGUCGGAGAGUCCGCCAUCGACGACCGCCACCUUCCGGCGGUUCUGAGCGCGAUCAACAGCUACAAAUUUACGUGA